Molecule: messenger RNA, 594 nt
Organism: Ixodes scapularis (black-legged tick)
Lineage: Eukaryota; Metazoa; Arthropoda; Arachnida; Ixodida; Ixodidae
Exons: 2
Coding region: 1-594 (197 amino acids)
Source: RefSeq, a predicted model, not a curated record
AUGCAGCCUGCCGUCCUGUUUGUGCUGGUCUUCGUGUCAUGCACCGGCACUUCGAAAGGUUACAACUUUCACCUGAAUCUUUCGGACGAAACGGCAACAGAGGUCUCCGUGGCCCGCAACCUUCCCUUGGCCAUUUUGCCCGUCGCUAUAGCCAUCGCCGGACCUGUGAUAGCCGUACUCUUCGGCAGUCUCAAGCUCGUUCUGCUGUCCUUUGCCUUGAUCUACCUGUUCCUGUUCGGCCUCACCUUCAUACCUACUCUCGGAGUCCACGUGCAGUCCGUGUUCCGAGCCCUGGGCGACACCCUCACGGCCGCCGUGCCUCCGACCAUAGGCGAAGACUUGCUGAGGAGCGCAGGACUCGAUGCUGAAGAGUGCCGGACCAGAGCUGUCUGUGAGGUCACCGAGGACGCUGUGCGGCGGUACCCCACCGUGGCCGCCAUGCUGAGGUCGCUCAGCGGUGCUGUUCAGGCUCAAGAGGGAAGCAAGUUUGUGCUCAAGGGAAUUCUGGGCGGACUGUCUGGUCUAGGAUGCGAGUCACUGUAUGAUGCCUGUAAGAAGUCGCCGCUCGAGAAGGUGCUCAAGGCGCUCUCUUAG